This is a messenger RNA of Neolamprologus brichardi, 4116 nucleotides long. Lineage: Eukaryota; Metazoa; Chordata; Actinopteri; Cichliformes; Cichlidae. The record is from RefSeq and is a predicted model, not a curated record.
GCACCUCUCUGGCUUCAGAGGCAUGGGUGUGUGCGUUGCUGUGCGCUCGGUGCUGGAUGCCAGCGAAAUCACUGCAGCAGCAUGGAGACGUGAGGAAACAGCGCCGCCGGGCAGGAGAGUCUUUUCAGCGCCUUUUUCUCUUACUGCAGCACAAUUACAAACUUUACCUCCUCUGCAUAUUUGAUCAAAGGCAAUGGAAGUCGUUCCUAGAUUUUUGUUUGUUUGUCUUUGCGUUCCUCUGGCGGCUGAUUGGGAGACUGUGGACGCAACUUUUACUGACCUCGGGGACGAAAUCGACUACAAGGAUCCAUGUAAAGCUGCUGCCUUUUUGGGAGACAUCGCACUGGAUGAAGACGACCUCCGCUUAUUCAAAGGAGGUGAUGAUGCACAGCACGCAGUCCAGAGCAACCACACAAACUCAGCUAACAGUUCAACUUCCAGUGAAAACAGAAGGAGUGAGAGGGCUGCUGACAGACGCAGCCUCCGUCGACAGAGAAGAGCAGCCACCGCCAGACCUGAGCGAGUAUGGCCUGAUGGUAUCAUCCCCUACGUGAUCAGCGGAAAUUUCAGUGGCAGUCAGCGAGCCAUUUUCCGUCAGGCGAUGCGUCACUGGGAGAAACACAUUUGUGUAACGUUCACAGAGAGGGCGACUGAAGAAAGCUACAUUGUUUUCACUUACAGACCUUGUGGGUGUUGCUCCUAUGUGGGGAGGAGAGGUGGCGGUCCUCAGGCUAUCUCUAUAGGAAAAAACUGUGAUAAGUUUGGCAUCGUUGUGCAUGAACUCGGCCACGUCAUUGGCUUCUGGCAUGAACACACACGUCCAGACCGUGAUGAGCAUGUAAGCAUCAUCAGAGACAACAUUCAACAAGGGCAGGAGUAUAACUUCCUGAAGAUGGAACCAGGGGAGGUCGACUCACUGGGAGAGGUAUACGACUUUGGCAGCAUCAUGCAUUACGCAAGGAAUACAUUUUCCAGAGGCAUCUUCUUAGACACAAUCUUGCCCCGUUAUGAUGUCAAUGGAGUCAGGCCGUCUAUUGGGCAGAGGACCAAGCUCAGUAAAGGAGACAUUGCACAGGCCUGCAAACUCUACAAAUGCGCAAAAUGUGGGGAAAGUCUGCAGGACAGUUCCGGAAACUUCUCUUCCCCUGGUUUCCCUAACGGAUACUCGGCAUACACCCACUGUGUCUGGAGGAUUUCUGUCACUCCUGGAGAAAAGGUACUCAAUAUGUGGAUGCAUUAGCUCCAUAAGGGCAUGAUCAGCUGGUUUGCCCUGGUGCAGGUAAAUGACAGUUUGGGGGUUUUUUGCACUUUUGCAGGGCGUUUUUGUGGAGACACACUUCCAGCUCAGAUUAUCUCGACCGACAGCCGACUGUGGAUUGAAUUCAGGAGCAGCAGCAGCUGGGUUGGCAAAGGAUUUUCAGCUAUUUAUGAAGCCAUCUGUGGAGGAGAGGUGAAGCGGGAGAGCGGCCAGAUCCAGUCGCCUAAUUAUCCUGAUGAAUACCAGUCCAACAAAGAGUGUGUGUGGAAAAUCACAGUGGCAGAGGGGUUUAAUGUUGGCCUCUCCUUUCAGUCAUUUGAGAUUGAGAAACACGACAGUUGUGCCUACGACUACGUGGAAGUGAGAGACGGCGCUUCAGAGAGCAGCCCGCUGCUCGGACGUUUCUGCGGGUACGACAAACCAGACGACAUCAAAAGCACCUCCAACCAGCUCUGGCUCAAGUUUGCUUCUGACGGAUCGGUCAACAAAGCUGGGUUUGCGGCCAACUUUUUUAAAGAGAUGGAUGAGUGCUCCAGACCUGACAAUGGUAAUUGCGAGCAGCGCUGUCUGAACACACUGGGUAGCUACAGAUGUGCUUGUGACCCGGGGUAUGAGCUGGCAGCUGACAAACACACCUGUGAGACUGCCUGUGGUGGAUUCAUCACCAUGCUGAAUGGCUCCAUCAUCACCCCCGGCUGGCCCAAAGAAUACCCACCCAACAAGAACUGUGUCUGGCAGCUAGUGGCACCCAUUCAGUAUCGCAUCACCCUGGUGUUUGAUGUGUUUGAAACCGAAGGGAAUGAUGUGUGUAAAUAUGACUUUGUGGAAGUGCGCAGUGGGUUGAGCUCAGACUCAAAGCUUCAUGGCAAAUUCUGUGGAGCAGAGAAACCAGAGGUCAUCACCUCCCAGCAGAACAACAUGAGAAUUGAGUUUAAGUCUGAUAACACCGUCUCCAAGAGAGGCUUCAAGGCUCAUUUCUUCUCUGAUAUAGAUGAGUGCUCCAAAGGUAAUGGAGGCUGCCAGCAUGAAUGUGUAAACACCUUCGGGAGCUACAGCUGUCAGUGCCGCAGGGGCUUCAUGCUGCACGACAACAGGCAUGACUGCAAGGAAGCGGGAUGUGAUCAUGUGAUAAACAGUGUGUCCGGCACCAUCGCCAGCCCUAACUGGCCUGACAAAUAUCCCAGCAAGAAGGCUUGCACCUGGUCUCUUUCUACAACCCCAGGCCAUCGAAUCAAACUCAUUUUUAAUGAGGUCGACAUGGAGGCUCAUCUGGAGUGCGCUUAUGAUCAUCUGGAGAUUUAUGACGGAAGAGACAAUCGUGCUGCGACUCUGGGACGCUUUUGUGGCACCAAAAAGCCUUCUCCGGUCAUCUCCAGCGCCAACAAAAUGUUCCUGCGUUUCUUCUCUGACAGCUCUGUGCAGAAGAGAGGGUUUGAGGCUUCGUACAGAGCAGAAUGUGGAGGAAGCUUUAAAGCAGAGGUCAAGACAAAAGAUCUGUACUCCCAUGCCCAGUUUGGAGAUAACAACUACCCUGGAGGCUCUGACUGUUUGUGGGUGGUAACUGCUGAGAAGGGUUACGGUGUCGAGAUCAUCUUCCAAGUGUUUGAAAUUGAAGAGGAGGCUGACUGCGGGUACGAUUAUGUGGAGCUAUAUGACGGCGCUGACACCAAGUCUCCCAGGCUGGGACGAUACUGCGGAUCUGGGGCCCCAGAGGACGUGUACUCAGCUGGAGACUCCAUUGUUCUAAAAUUUCACUCAGAUGACAGCAUCAAUAAAAAAGGCUUUCAUGUACGCUACAUAAGCACAAAGUUCCAGGACACAUUACACGUAAGCAAGUGACUUUCCAAACCUUCCCCAAACCUAAAUGGAGACUUCACCCCUAGCAUUUGGUUGGUCACACCCAUUUCCUGGCAAGGAGUGAAUGCACGGGUUGAUACCACAAACAACAGCCCAAACGCUUUACAUUGACUUCUGUUAGACAGACUGAAGCCAUGCAGAGACAUUACAUCUUCACUCUUCAUCAUCAUAUAGCCCUGUAUCGUAACAGUUUGAAUGAUUUCAUAUAUAAAUAUACAAUCGCACCACUUGUAAUGAGCUGAUUGGAGUUUUAAAAUGUAAAAUGUAUAUAUUGUGAUAAUAGUUUGCCUUUUUAUUUUAAUCAUAAUUUCCACUGUCACUUUUUUCUCUUUGAGGUUGAAACCUUCAUCACUUCUGUUGGAUGUAAUGCAGUUUCAUGUAUUAUAUUACUUGAUAAAUUAACUUAAUAUGUAUGGAAAACAGCAAAACUGUAUUCUUGAAUCAUACCUAAUCACUUAUUUAAGAUUAUAUUCUUAUCUGGCUUUGCUUUAAAUUAGUUUCGUUUUUGAGUUUGUAUGUCAGCCAUCCUCUACAGCUUCUUGUUUUUGCUUCACAGCAGUUACGUUUUUUUUCACCCGAUCAAAAAUGAUUCCUUAAAAUCCUGGACUACUUGCUAAUCGGGAAGUUUUUCCUUUGCUGAACUUGGCAUAAAUGCAUGCAAAUUAUCAUCUGCUGGGUGUGGUUACAGCUGCAUCAUCACUGAUGCUGAGCGUGCGGAGAGGACGCUGAUGUCUUGGACAAAUGUUUGAUUUUUGUUGUGAACAAAGUUCCGUUUAUGAAAGCUGUUGGUGAAUCAACCAACUAACUUUCUUUCCCAAUUUCAAAUUACUGAGAGAUGUGUGUACGUCUGCACCUUGAUGAGCCUUUUCAUGGUUUCCCACCUAUGACUGCAAAGAUGUUUUCACAAGUAACAUCCAGCUUUGUUUGUAGUUUAGUAUGGAAAAUCCUCUGCACACCUGUGCCAUGCCUGACAUCUUUUAAAUCAAAAUCGAUUUCACAUA